UCAGGUGUGUGGGGAGGGAACGGAGGCCGGUAAAGGCUUUGGUCUCAGAAACUUAUUGGAAGACAAGUCCGAGCUGUCGGGGCGCCCGCUCCUUUGGGGCUGGAAACAAGGCCAGGACCCCGAGUUUGCGUCUUGAAAUUACUCUAAGUGGGUGAUUAAACUCUGCAGGACCUUAGCCGCUCACGCAACGCCGUCCUUUCCUUCCCACUCCAGCCCGCGCCCCGCCCAGUGCCACCUGCAUGGCCGCUGCCUCCAUCCCCGCGUCCCUGCCCUGCGCUGCCCGCCGCCCCUGAGAUGUCGGCAUCCGCUAAGCCCGCGGCCCUGGCAGAGCUGGCUCCGGGCCCCGGUGAGAAGCCGGGGGGUCGGCCGCUCCUGGCCUGGGGCCCCGUGUUUGGCCACCGGAGUGAGAAGAUCGCAUUUGGCCAGAGCGAAGGUGGCCCCGACGAGCAGGUGCUCACGGUCACCGUCACUGAGACGACCGUCAUCGAGGCGGACCUGGGCGUGUGGGGUGCCCGCGCCCUCAUCUACCUCACACUCUGGUUCUUCUUCAGCUUCUGCACCCUGUUUCUCAACAAGUACAUCCUGUCCCUGCUAGAAGGGGAGCCCAGCAUGCUAGGGGCCGUGCAGAUGCUAUCAACCACGCUCAUCGGCUGCGUCAAAGUAUUCCUUCCCUGCUGUUUGUAUCAGCACAAAACCCGGCUCUCUUACCCUCCCAACUUCAUCGUGACCAUGUUGUUCGUGGGUCUCAUGAGGUUUGCAACAGUGGUUUUGGGUCUGGUCAGCCUGAAAAAUGUGGCGGUGUCCUUUGCCGAGACGGUGAAGAGCUCGGCCCCCAUCUUCACUGUGAUCCUGUCCCGGACCGUCCUGGGGGAGCACACCGGGCUGCUGGUCAACCUCUCGCUCAUCCCUGUCAUGGGCGGCCUGGCGCUGUGCACGGCCACCGAGAUGAGCUUCAACUUCCUGGGGUUUUCGGCCGCCUUGUCCACCAACAUCAUGGACUGUUUGCAGAACGUUUUCUCCAAAAAGCUCCUCAGCGGGGACAAAUAUAGGUUCUCGGCCGCGGAGCUGCAGUUCUACACCAGUGCAGCAGCCGUGGCCAUGCUCGUCCCGGCCUGGAUCUUCUUCAUGGACUUGCCGGUGAUCGGGAGGAACGCGAGGAGCUUCCGCUACAGCCAGGACGUGCUGCUUCUACUGCUGGCGGACGGCGUCCUCUUCCACCUGCAGAGCGUCACGGCCUACGCCCUCAUGGGGAGGAUCUCCCCCGUGACCUUCAGUGUCGCCAGCACCGUCAAGCACGCCCUGUCCAUCUGGCUCAGCGUCAUCGUUUUCGGCAACAGGGUCACCAGCCUGUCAGCCGUGGGCACCGUGCUGGUGACGGCCGGAGUCCUGCUCUACAACAAGGCCAAGCAGCAGCAGCGGGAGGCCAUGCAGAGCCUGGCUGUGGCCACCAGCCGGUCCCCAGACAGCAGCCCUGAGCCGCUGCUCCCCCCGGACCCCCGGCCACACCACUGAGCCCCGGAGCCUCAGGGGCGCCGUGCGCCACGCCGCUCCUUGCCAGUGGGGGACCCCCUUCGCCUCUCCCGCUCCCUGGACGGCAGGCGUGGGGCCUCUGGCUCCACGGGUCACAGUCCGGGUGUGGGAGGUGCGGGUGGGCAGCCUUUCCCGCUCUUUCCUGGGACGUUCGGUCAGAGCUGGGGGAGCUCGAAUCAGGGUCCCAGAUGUCAGCCCCUGGGGCGCAGACCACAGCUGCCACUGAGCCGUUGCUGAGCCACGUGACAACCUCCUCCUGGUGGCCUCUGCGCACCCCCUGCAGCCAGGCCAGGCCCCAAUUCCUCUGUGGGUGACGACCACUGGGGACAGCUGUGAAGCCGGGGCUGCAGCCAGGUGCCAGCGGCUGCCCUCCCCACUUGUAGCUGGCGGAGAGAACCCGCUUCCCCACGCCAGCCGUCGGCGGCCACCCGAGGUACGUCUGGCUCCUUGGCCGUCAGGGAGUCUGUCCGCUGGGCUUGGACAGGCUGCCCCACUGCCCAGACAGCUGUGGUGCAGAGACCGGCGUUCCCUGCUCCUGAGGAUGGAGUGUCCGGCCCCGGCCUCCCGCCCUUCUGCCCGAGGCGGAGCUGCCCGCAUCAGCACCACUUAGGGAAGGUCACUCGCGGAGCGAAGCGGCCCCACCCCUUUCCGUGCCUGCUGCGCCGAGCUCCUCACCUGAAGGUCCAGCCCUCACCUGCGGCCGGGGCCCCCCAGAGGCCCAGACGUGGUUUCCAGCCCGAGGCUGCGGGCAGCCCCCUGCGGUGUUUGGCUCAGGGAGGGGGCUUCUGUCCCUUCUGCUCCCCCGGGUGAGAGGCAGGCUGUUCGGAGCGCCCCUGGGGAGCACCCGUCCCCACUCAACUAGUCAGGAGCCUUGCCUUGUCUCAUCAACGAGGCUUUUAGGAUUUUCCCUCGUGAAUGAUGAGCAGGACGAGUGUGGAAUAUUUACUGUUUUUGUUAUGCUGCGUUUAAAAUGACAGCGUAGGUUUUUAAAAGGAAACACAGGCAUAGGUGGCUUAUGGAACGCAUCGUGUAUGCCAGGUAAACCACAGUCAGACCCACGGCCUGGCCCGGCCCGCCUCCUCCAGAGCAGACAGACGGACAGACAGCCAGGUGUUUGAGGCCUGUGGUGGGCUGAGGUGCCACCCCUCGCUUCACCUCUUGCCUCACAGCCCGUUGGGAUUUCUGAUUGGGACGCAGCCCCCUCCCUCCCACCAGCCUAGAGCUCUGGGGCUUGUCAGGUGCAGCCCUACUCGGGGCCGCAGGCUGGCCACCUGGCCAUCUCCAGCCAGCCUGCGGACAGAGCCACCCGAAGGCACAAAUCGUUCCCUGAGUCUCAGGCAGCAUUCCCAGCUGUUCGGGGCCUGGGCUCCCUGAUUGCUUCUCUGGUUUUCCAGUUGGCUUCUCAGCUGGGAAAUAUAAAAGAGCCCCUCCUGGAGAGCAGAUCUUUUGGAAACAAAGAGCAAUAACUAUAUCUCAUUAAGUUCCGCUAACUUUAAAAAUCUUGUAAUGAUGAUGGAUUAAAAUGAGGCCUUUUAAACUACAAACAACCUUUUUACUAAGCUGACCUCCUGCUCCAGAGGACGGCGGGUCACACGCACCUUCACUGUGCAGGGGUUGCUCGUGUGACUUUCCCAGGUUUUAUCCCUUUCCUCUUUUUCUGCUUCCCCCCAGAACAAAACUAAAGAGGAUUCUUUGGCGGUAGCUGGGGUGGCCGGCUGGUGCAUUGAUCUGUGAGGACCAGAGAGAAAGCACCGUUUCCCUGGGGCUGCUGCCUCUGCCCUCAGACUGUGGCCGCUGUGCCCACGGCUGAUGGGGAGACGUGAACAGAAGGGGCGUAUCUGUGGUUGCCCACGGCAGACUGUCAUCUGAGUGUUUUCAGGUGCCAGCCGCCUGUGUCCGAGUGUUGUUAGGGACCUGGGUCCCUGCCUCCUGUGGACCUGCCCCUCCCUCCACUCUCAUCGUGUUUUGAUUUUCUAGAUAUUAGGACCAAGAAAGAUUUUCCUAAAUUAUUUGUAAAUGAGGCCGUUUCUAGCAAAGCUGCUUUUGAGACUUCUCCUCAUCCCGGGUGGGAGACCACAAAACCUGUGCUGCAGCUGCAUUCUGUCUGCGUCCCCACCCCUGAGUCGUCCACGUGUGGGGCGUUUCCGCAGCCUGGCAAUGGCAUUUGUUUAAUAACCGUACAGACAUGUUUUUUAAUUAACUUCGUUUAGUAGUUUUUUAGUAUGUUCUUUUCACUGAACCAUCGCAGGUGUGCUCGUACCAGUGUUGACACCAGGUGUUGUGUGUUACAUUGGGUCCCUUCCUCCUAUGUCUUUGGUUGUCGUCCGUGCCUUUGUAAACAAACUCUUGAACCAGGCUUCUGAAUCUGGUCAUCUGCUUACUUACAUUGACACGUAGAGAUGUAGUAUCCACACUUUUCUGGCUUUCAAGGAAAUUUCCACUACUGAGUGGCAUAAAAAAGGCUUUUUUAAAAAAGAAUUCUGAUAGUCAUAAUUUCCUGCAUAUCAGCAUUAAAAUCAUAUGCCUUGGAAAGCUGAGAAUACUCUUGCACAAUCCAAAAUGUGUCUUUAAUUUGUGAAUCAAACAGUAAAAAAUUGCUGCACGAGGAAUGUCAUCCACAUGGAGCCGUGCUCGUCGCCAGCCCUUGAAAUACUUUCCCCAAACUGGUGGGCUUUCCCUCCUGUGCGGCGCUGACUGUCCCAUGGACGGUCAUUUAUAGACGGGCCAGAGGGGAUCAAAGAAAUGCAACAUGUCUUUUUACAUCUGUCCAGGGGGUGUGCUUCCUGAUGCCUGAAAGUAUUUUCACUGUUCCCCUGGGUUGGAAAAAUUAAACAAAGAUGUUAUUACAGGUAGAAACUCUCCUCUCUUUUUGCCUUUGACCAACAUUGUGCUAAGGGCUCUGUUCUUCUCCAAAACACGUACAUGCCCUGGUUGGGACCUCUUUGUUUUCUUAGUUUAUAAAUAAGAACGUCCCAGCUCCCCCGAAGAGUUUGCCUAUUUCUCUAUCCUGGCUGAGGGGCCGAGAGCAGAGUCAUGAGGUUGUGCUGACCAUCCCUUGGCGUACUCACCCUGCAGCUCAGGGUGUAAAACCUUCCAGUUUGCUGUCUCUGUAGUAUCUCCUCCCCUCCUCCUGAGGGCUGAGAUUCUGAGUUUGAUGGCCACUGGGUCCAUGCCUAGAUGUCCAAACUGAGUUGGAAACCGUUCUAAUUGGCAAAGUCUUUGGUGUUUUGUUUUGUUUUUUCCAGUUUUCAUCAGAGGAAAACUGGCAUUCAGCUGAUGUGCUAUUUCUAGACUGCAGAUGUGUGAGUAGCGUCUGCACCCGCCCAGGGCGGUGUUGUGGGCACCACGUUGCAGAGGGACACAGUGAGAGUGACUUUCCCACACUGAAAAACUUGAAAAUUAUAUCAAUAAUUGUCUGUAUCAGAACCAAAUCAUAUGUGCUUUAUACCAAACAAAACUGCAGAGAACUAAAAGUACAUCGUGCAAAAUGUCUAUAGUGUUUUGUAUUUCACUUAUUUCAGUAUUUAUGUGAUUAGAUGAAUUCUUUCUAGAAAAUGGUGGUUAAAUGACUGAGCCACUGUUAAUUCUGCUAUGGUAAUACAUCGAUGCUGUACAGUGAAUCCUGUGGAUGCCCCCUGGUUAUUUUUGUCUAAAUUAAGCCACCAUGGUAACAACUAUCUAGGACUCUUGUUCUGCGAAAGUAAAAUAAAUGUUCAGCGUGUACUGUU
This is a messenger RNA of Delphinapterus leucas (beluga whale), 5258 nucleotides long. The record is from RefSeq and is a predicted model, not a curated record. NCBI's taxonomy places the organism in Eukaryota, Metazoa, Chordata, Mammalia, Artiodactyla, Monodontidae.